AUGCGAAUAUUUUCUUCUCCACAUUUACCACGAAUACCUAUUAUAGGUCCUGUAGGACCUAUACCUCCUAUAGGACCUAUACCUCCUGUAGGACCUAUACCUCCUGUAGGACAGAUAGCACCUAUAGCACCUGUACCACCUAUAGGAUUAAAACCAGUUUCAAAAACUCCUGCUCGUCGUUCUCCAUCCAGAAAAACACCAGAAGAAAGCGAAAAAUAUUAUAUAAAAUUUAUUUCUAAAGAAAGUAAAAUUGUCAAGAAAUCCAUUCCUUUUAGAAGUAUAGAGUACGCACUUGAAGGAAAUAAAGUUUUGAAUAUUUUUGGUGAAAAAGUCCUUCCUAAACAUGCUCCUAUAAUUGUAUAUAUUCAUGGAGGCAGAUGGAUACACGGAAACAUUGAAUCUUCAAGCUUUUUUGUGAAACCAUUUUUUGAAGCGGGAGUGAUAUCUAUUGUAGUAGGAUACGACGCUUCCGAAAAAGUAUCGUUAGAUACAAUGCUCCAGGAGAUCCAACAAGCAAUGACGUGGAUUGUUUAUUAUGGAAAGAGAAGAGGUUCCAGAGGAAUUUAUCUAAUGGGACAUUCAGGAGGAGCGCAUUUAGCAGCCAUGUUUAUAUCAUCGAGUUGGAUGACUCAAGAAAAAUAUUCUCAUUAUCUAAAAGGGAUUGCACUCGUAUCUGGACUAUACGAUGUUACAGCUUUAACGAAUGUAGAGAUGUUUCUGACGUUUGUUUGA
This is a messenger RNA of Centruroides sculpturatus (bark scorpion), 732 nucleotides long. Its product is annotated as kynurenine formamidase-like. The record is from RefSeq and is a predicted model, not a curated record. NCBI's taxonomy places the organism in Eukaryota, Metazoa, Arthropoda, Arachnida, Scorpiones, Buthidae. Gene Ontology annotation, cellular component: cytoplasm. The coding region runs from base 1 to 732 and encodes 243 amino acids. The transcript is spliced from 7 exons. Gene Ontology annotation, molecular function: hydrolase activity.